Molecule: messenger RNA, 441 nt
Organism: Gongylonema pulchrum
Lineage: Eukaryota; Metazoa; Nematoda; Chromadorea; Rhabditida; Gongylonematidae
Source: the annotation of a GenBank genome assembly
AUGGCCCAGAAUCAGUCGGUUGACGAAUUACGAUCACGUUUUGUUCGCUUUUUUUCGUUCUUAAUAGGAGAGGAAGCAACUGACGUGGAUCAAGUAAAAUGGAUGGCUUGUAAUAACAAAGGCUUCAUGGUGCAUAUCAGUAAUCUUGCCGAUGUGCAGGAGAAAGUUCAGCACUAUAUCAAAGUAAUGUCGCGACCCGUUGGAAAGCACGCCGGAAUGUUUAAUGAGAAGGAUGCCAUCUGGAGUGGCGUAUAUAAAGAACGACUGACUGAAAUGCUGGUUACAACAGUGAGUUAUCCGGUGAUCCAAGACGACGAAUUGAGAGGUGUGGUGGCUGUUGGUGUACCCGUCACCGAAUUGGCACAGCUAGCACAUACAGCUAAUGUAAGGCAUAUCUCCAUAAAACUUUUGAAUGCAUUUGUGGAAGUCCUGGAGUGCUGA